Rhincodon typus (whale shark) is the source of this 402-nucleotide messenger RNA. RefSeq names its product tubulin beta-4 chain. Gene Ontology annotation, cellular component: cytoplasm; microtubule. NCBI's taxonomy places the organism in Eukaryota, Metazoa, Chordata, Chondrichthyes, Orectolobiformes, Rhincodontidae. The transcript is spliced from 3 exons. The record is from RefSeq and is a predicted model, not a curated record. Gene Ontology annotation, biological process: mitotic cell cycle; microtubule cytoskeleton organization; axon guidance. Bases 118 to 402 code for a protein of 94 amino acids. Gene Ontology annotation, molecular function: GTP binding; structural constituent of cytoskeleton; GTPase activity.
AAGGCAAUGGUAUAAAAGCAUGGACAGCAUCAUCCCACCACCUUUCCCCAGGCAGAAACAGCAGUGGAGAGUUCUUCACCGAGCCACGGUAAAGAAGACAAAAAGAACAGCAAGAGAAUGAGAGAGAUUGUUCACAUCCAGGCUGGCCAAUGUGGCAACCAGAUCGGUGCCAAGUUUUGGGAGGUCAUUAGUGAUGAGCAUGGAAUUGACCCCAGCGGAAACUAUGUGGGUGACUCAGACUUGCAGGUGGAGAGAAUUAGUGUCUACUACAAUGAAGCAUCUUCUCUUAAAUAUGUACCCAGAGCCAUUUUAGUGGAUCUGGAACCAGGCACAAUGGACAGCGUCCGAUCAGGACCUUUUGGACAUCUUUUCAGACCAGACAAUUUUAUCUUUGGUAUGUAG